AUGCUCGAUGCCGCUCGCCCGCACGCCCAGCAGUCGACAGGCUCGCUGCGAGCCGUUCGCUAUGAAGAUGCCGUAGACGGCCUGCCUCCGCGAAGAGUCACCUCCGUGCAAGACAAGGACCAUGCCAACGCCAACGGCGCCCACGCGACCCCGCUGCGUACCAGUGCCUCCCAAGUCAGUGCCAGAUCGGACCACUCCUCUGCGCGCCCCGGCCGACAGUCGACCAGACAGCAGCAGCAGCAGCAGCAGCAGCAGCAGCAGCAGCAGCAGCAGCAGCAGCAGCAGCAGCAGCAGCAGCAGCAGCAGCAGCAGCAGCAGCAGCAGCAGCAGCCUCAGCGACCUCGAACCUCGCCAAGUCCGCGUCCACGCGCAGUAGACGCUUCUUCCCUGCUCUCCGAAGAGCUCAAGCGCGAUUCGGGAAUCGCACCUUCCGUUUCGACCACACACAGUGCGUCUUCUCUCCUCUCGGUACCCAGCGCUGCAGGAGGCGCAGCGAGAGAGCCGAGCCUGCCCACCAUCGUCGUCCAGGAUGAGGAGUCGCCCGGCGCAAUCGACCGCAGCAGAUCACCGCUUGGCAGGGAGAACACGAAAGAGAAGGCACCACGGCAGGCGAAAUCGCGGUCUCCGCCCCAAGUACAGCGCAUGCGCAGCUUCAAGGGUAUACAAACGGCAACCCCUACCGUCAGCGCAGACGAUAUUGCCCUGGAUGACCUGGCCUCGGACAAGAUCACCUUUUCGGAGAGAGGAAGUCUCCUGUUUGGUGGGAAGAAAAUGCAAGACUUGAUCGCGGCGGAGGGCAGAGGCGAGGAAAGAGCGGGCGCUGCUGGUGUGCGGCAUAGCCCUGUGCCAGCCAAGAGCGUGGAGCCACAGUCGCGAAGCACUGGGGAAUCGGGGCCGCGGCCUACAGCUGCUGAAGAAUCACGGGCGAAAGAGGAGCCGAUGCAGGAAGGUCAGAAUGGAACUCAGACUCGGCAAGGGGGUUUGAAAUCCGGGCGAAGGCAGCCGAGCGUGCAGAUGCUCCAAGCCGCCAUUGACCGUGGUCGUGUCCUGUCCGCCGAGGAGAUUACGUUUUCCAUGAAAGUACGAAGCAUGUACGAGCACGGAGACGAGCGGGCGGCCGACUGGGUAGGGUCCCUAGAUGGUGCCCUAUCUACCUCAAGAGACGCAUCAACUCCGGACCUGAGCGGGAGAGAAAGCAAUACACCUGAGACGAACAACGGCAGUAUACAAGUCAACAAGACGAGAACGGCGAGUUCUGAGGGUAAUCUACCGCGGAACAGGACGAGCUCCUACUCGAAGACCCCGAACGAGCUAGCUGGAGGCAUUGAGGACUGGGAUGAUGUCGACAUUCGGCAUGUAGAUCGGUAUGGGUUCAUCCAUCAAGAUCAGGCACUCUCUCGCGGUGGGGCGUCUGUGAGGCACGAAGGCGUGGGCAUGCAGCGCGUUGCAACAUCUCUCCGCGUCGAGGUAGAGCAAAGAAGGGAUCGAAAGCUGGCUCGAGGAUCGUCUAGUGCGCGCUCUUCGAGGUCUGUCCCACCUCGCCCGAGCAACGACUGGACGGCUAAGAAGGGUCCAGCAUCCGUGCAUAGCACGCACUCGCACGCGUCGACGACUCACCGGACCAAUCCGUUCCGAUCACGAACCAAGCGGACCUUGGCAGAGGCAGCAGACAUGCUCUCGCCACCUCCUGUUCUAGCUGACAUUGACGAGAACGAUGAUGCGGGGAAGACGGCUUCGGUGCUCAAGCAGCGGGAAUGGACGCGUGAGGAGAAAUGGCAGAAGAUGGCGCGUCCCGUCAAGAUUGCCGAUGUCAAGGGAGGAGGCAUGAAGUUCGCGUUCGACACGAGCUCCCCCAAAGUCAUCGAGCGGACCUGGAAAGGCAUACCGGAUCGUUGGCGGGCGACGGCAUGGCAUAGCUUCCUUUCGGCCAGCGCGGAGAAGCGACGCAGUCCGAAGACGGAUGGGGAGUUGAUCGAACAGUUCCACAAGAUGCAGGAGGAGAGCGGUGCGGACGACGUCCAGAUUGAUGUCGACGUGCCUCGCACUGUGAGCAUGCACAUCAUGUUCCGGAGACGUUACCGGGGCGGUCAGCGGCUGCUGUUUCGGGUGUUGCAUGCGGUCAGCCUGUAUUUCCCGGACACGGGAUAUGUGCAGGGCAUGGCUAGUCUGGCCGCAACUCUGCUGUGUUACUAUGAUGAGGAGAAUGCCUUUGUCAUGAUGGUCCGGCUUUGGCAGCUGAGGGGACUGGAACAGCUUUUUAGGGAUGGCUUCGCGGGACUGCUGACUUGUCUGGGCGAGUUUGAACAACACUGGCUGCGGGACGGGGAUGUCGCGACCCAUCUAUCGGAUCUCGGCAUCACUUCGACGGCGUACGGCACCCGUUGGUACCUAACGCUCUUCAACAUGAGCCUUCCCUUCCCCGCUCAGCUCCGCAUCUGGGACGUCUUCAUGCUGCUCGGCGACGAAGCCAACAACGACACGGGGGCUUUUGGCGGCGCGGAUCUGGAUGUCCUGCACGCGGCGAGUGCGGCCUUGAUCGAUGCCACGCGCGACGUCCUGCUGGUCAGCGACUUUGAGAACGCUAUGAAGGUUCUGACUUCGUUCGUGCCCAUCCAGGACGAGGAUGUCCUGAUGCGAGUGGCGAAGACGGAAUGGAAGAUGAAGAAGAAGAGGGGCGGAGCGAAGGUGUAG
Messenger RNA from Lecanosticta acicola, 2691 nucleotides. The record is from the annotation of a GenBank genome assembly. Lineage: Eukaryota; Fungi; Ascomycota; Dothideomycetes; Mycosphaerellales; Mycosphaerellaceae.